AAUACGCGUCCUUUUAUUGGCCCGGUUCAAUCUUGGCCGGCAACCACCGGUUCACCUAAUCCAAAAUACUCCCAAAAAUCGCCUCAAUUUCUUCUCCUUCUCUAUAAACCACACAUACACACUUUUACAAAUACCAAUACUACUAUUCAUAAUAAUAUAACCAAAAAAAUCUUUCUUUGUAUUUUGCUUUCUUCUCCAAUUCACCUCAGGUUCUUCCUAUCUUUAUCUCCUUGUAAAUAAAUAUAUUUCUGUUAAAAAAAGAAACAAUCUUGCUAGCUUAUUAGUGUAUAAUAUUGCUCACAAGUCUCAGAUUUUUAUAUUAGGAUGAGUCUUGAAUAGUUUUGUUUGUUUGAAAAGCUUUUUGGGGGGUUUCUUGUUUUGUGUAAAUACCAAUUUGGGGGUGAAUUAUUAGGCUUUUAUGAGCUGUUGACGUGAUAGUUGAUUCUUGAAUUGGCGUGUUGUGCACGAAAUUUGGGUUAUAUUGUGUAUUUAAAUGAUGGGUAUUGAGUAAAGUUUGGAUCUUUAUUGUAAAAAAAAGGGUUGCUUUCUUUGUUCCAUUUGUGCCUUGUGUGGUGAUUUGGGAAAGUUCAAAAAUUUCAAGACUGUGUUAACUAAGGUUGAUUUGAGAGGUUUUGUGUUGGAAAGUUUGAGUCUUUGAAGUUAAAGAUUUGGUGGGGGUGUAAGGUUAGUUAGUGAAAGGGAAGAUGGUUGAAUCAAUUGGUGCAACUUCACUUUUAGGGCAGGUACCUGUUUAUGGAGGUUAUUGUUGCAAAGAUGUGUCGAUUAAACGGAAGGCAAUUGAUGUAUGUCGAUUGCGUUCUGCUGAUUUUCUUGGCAGAAAGCUUGUUUGUGGUUCAAAUUUACGGGUGCUAAGAGCUGAUUGUGUAAGGAUUUGCCCAGUAAGAGGCCAGGCGAUGGAAUUGGCGAAAGAGGCAUAUUCAUAUAGGGAGGAGGAUAGAAUAUCUAAAGAUUUCCGGUUUAGGAUUGAGACUGAUGUGAAGAUAAAUCUAGAGAAAUGGCCACCAAAAAAUAAGGCUGACAAUCCAGCUCUUCAUAAUCCAUUGCUUAGACAAGAAAGGAUGGGUUGUGGAUGGUUAGCAGCUAUAUUUGAAUGGGAAGGUGUGUUAACCGAAGACAAUCCGGAUCUUGAGAAGCAAGCAUGGUUAGCUCUGUCUCAAGAAGAAGGAAAAUCACCUCCUCCAGGUUUCAUUUUGAAGAGAAUUGAAGGAAUGAAGAAUGAGCAAGCGAUAUCAGAAGUUCUUUGCUGGUCAAGAGAUCCUGUUCAGGUGAAGAGAAUGGCUACCCGGAAGGAGGAGAUUUAUCAAGGGUUGCAGGGGGGACUUUAUAGCUUCCGACCUGGAUCACAGGAGUUUGUCAAUACCCUGAUGCACUACAAGGUGCCAAUGGCUUUAGUGUCUACACGCCCGAGAAAAUAUGUCGAGAAUGCAAUUGGUACCAUUGGCUUUGAAGGGAUUUUUAGUGUUAUUGUAGCUGCAGAGGAUGUUCACAGAGGGAAACCUGAUCCCGAUAUGUUUGUCUAUGCAUCACAGCUUCUACAAUAUAUACCGGAGAGGUGUAUUGUGUUCGGGAACUCAAAUCAAACUGUGGAGGCUGCACAUGAUGCUCAGAUGAAGUGUAUUGCUGUUGCCAGCAAACAUCCAGUGUAUGAGCUUGGUGCUGCUGACUUGGUUGUUAGGCACCUUGAUGAGCUCUCGAUCCAUGACCUAAAGAACCUUGCUGCUGUUGAGUUGACUGAAUUUGGAUCCCCUGAGCCAGAGUUGGAGAUGGAAGAAGAGGAUGAUCCCGAUCGUUCCUCUGGAGUGGCUGUGGAUGAUGGUUUCUGGUAACAUAUCUCCCCAAUGUACAGUAGUUACGCUUAAUAUUAUUCAAAUAGGAUAUAGAAAAAUGUAAACUAAACUGCAGGGCAAGAGGUGUAUCAAAAAGGUGGUCUACAUUGGGCCUGCCAUUUAUGUGACUUUGAUGAUAUUUGUAUUAUAUUUAUAUCUUCUGACGGUCGCUA
Messenger RNA from Lycium ferocissimum, 2020 nucleotides. RefSeq names its product 5-amino-6-(5-phospho-D-ribitylamino)uracil phosphatase, chloroplastic. Lineage: Eukaryota; Viridiplantae; Streptophyta; Magnoliopsida; Solanales; Solanaceae. The transcript has a single exon. The coding region runs from base 705 to 1847 and encodes 380 amino acids. The record is from RefSeq and is a predicted model, not a curated record.